AUGCAGACACUUCAAUCCACGCCGACACCGUACCGGACAGAUUACGCUGCGGCAAUACACGAGAUCCUGACAGACCCUUCCGCCGCGGUUCGCCUCUUUGCCAACCUGUACCGGGCUGCCAUCAUCGCGAAGGACGAGCCCGCCUAUGAUCUACUGAGAGGAUGUGCUGUUUGCGUAGCUUUGGAGCACGUUGAACUAGGCCUAUCAAUAAGACAGGCUGGCAUAGCGAAUCUAUCCGCGACAGGUCUACUUGGCCUAUUAUGUGGCUUUUUCACGGAACCACAAAUACUGGAUCUACCCGCCGAUAUCGUCGAUGUGGCAUUUGCCGCGAUUGGCAAGUUCGCCAUCCUGAUUCGUAACUUCGGCGAUGACGAAACGAAGUCUCAAGCUCUGAACACCAUUCGUACCGAGCCGAUACGGACGUUAUGGAACUCUCGCCGCCACGUACUGUGCGCCCCCUCUGGACCGCUUCUGCUACGCACUCUCAAUCUCCUUACGACUUACCGAAGACGCUUCGCAGUCUCGCAAUCGGACUUCUCGACCGCGGCCGUACUAGAGGACGUUCACAUAUACUUCUUCUGUUGGAUACAUAUGACGGAGGAGCAGGGCACUUCGGAACAGCCUCUCAACAGUCUAGUUGAGCUCGUUCGGCCGAAGGAUGAAGUGUGGGAUGGGGAACGAGUAUUCGCUUUGUUCUCAGACGACUCGCAAGUCAUGAGGAUGAUCAUCGAAGAGCACGGCGAAGAAGCGAUCCUUCGCCGUAUCAGGAUCGCGACGGACGUUACCGCCAGUGAUAUUGCCCGAGGCCGCCACACAAUAUUACACGCCUGCUUCGACCGAUCUCUCAUGAUCUCGACGCUGAUACGGUUGCUUGCCUUAGUUCAUGGGUCCAAGAAGUUCUCAGGAGUCGCCGGGGAUCUCCUGUGUAGUCAGCUUCGUCUUCAGGACAUGAUACGACAGUGCCAACGCGGGUCGAUACAGAAGCCUAGGAAUCCUACGUUCGAGAUGAUACAUCGGGAUAUGGCGUACAUGUCCUGCUGGUCAUCUAUCAGUACUGUUCUCACAACUAUAUACAUCACAGACCAACAAGCGGGAACGCCUGGCACCUUUCUCGUUUUGUCACCCGAUCGUUUCUCUUCGGUUCUUAAGCGUGGACUUGAGCUGCUCUUCGAAGAGCUGUUUCUUCUGUCAGAAAGACACUUGGAGGAUCUGGUGACUAUCUUUGAUCAGCAUCCUUCCACUUCAGCCCCCGGGCAGUUCCUCACCAGCUUCAAAGACGUUGUUGGGCUACGAUUAUGGUCUUUGUCCGUAGCCGCACUGAGAGGUCUUGCGUCUAAGCAGAAGACAUCGCCUGCUGGGGCGCUUGCGGGUUCCCUCGCUCAAAGCUUACACGACUGGGGUCAUGCCUCCGGCCUCGGCGCCUUGGUGGCCAAUCGCUCGGAGUUGGACGCACGGAUUGCGCAUUACUGCUCCUGGCGCGGGUGUGCCCACUUUUACCGUGAACCGACAGAGCGAGCGCUCUCAACCUGUCGUGGAUGUGGCCAAGUUUGGUAUUGCGGGAAAGAGUGUCAAAGACUUGAUUGGAGACAGGGCGGUCACAGGGAAGCUUGCAGGCGCCUGAAUGGACCGUGA
Messenger RNA from Peniophora sp. CBMAI 1063, 1632 nucleotides. The record is from the annotation of a GenBank genome assembly. NCBI's taxonomy places the organism in Eukaryota, Fungi, Basidiomycota, Agaricomycetes, Russulales, Peniophoraceae.